GAUGCCACUGGCUGCUUUUCCAGACGGAGCCCCAAAGUCCCUGCGCUCAUGAUCUUUGAGAGCCGAGGGAAACAUUUCUCUGACACAGACUGAUGACUCAUGUAGGCUUCAGUUCUGAAUGUAUAAAAACACAAAUCCUCUACAAAUGCUGCAUUAAAGAGAGCUACCAGCACAGAAGAUAUACACUGAGCGGUACAGUCACACGGUGAGCCUCAGUGAACGUGCUUUUGCAGCAGCACAUGGCGGUCUGAAGGACUCCGUGGAGCUGUGAAAAGAACACUGUAACAUUAAUGCCAUCAUAGCUGAUGUGAGUGAAACAACAGAAGCUGUGCUAUCAGUCUGAUAAAAAUAUGAAUGACAUGUCACUGCUGCAGAAUCUUAUUAUUUUAAUCACCACAUCCUUAAUUUGACACAACACAACUUUCCGACUGACAGGACAGAUUGCAGGAUGGGUUUGUUGCAGCUCGACAGUAUGUUCACACACGCGCGCGCGCACGGCUUCAUUAGCUGAUUCCACACUGUUCUCGCGAGCAGGUGUGAUAGUCCUUGACACACACUCAAUAGAAGACAGACCAGUGACAUGUGACUGAACAUGUGCUGCCAAGCAUGGAAGCAGCAUGAGAAACAGUAACCAGUAUUAGGAGUGAGAAGACUUGAUAUCGAGCUAAUGAAGAACUUUUUACAAGCAGAACAUUUUCCCCACUUUGAAUAACAUUAAAUUUUAUCACUUUAUGUUUAAAAAUAUCAUAUAUUUAACAUAUGAGCCGAGUAGGCCUCUUCGCAAAUUUGACCAUGUGUUUCAAUUCGAGUCCAAGCACAGAAAUAAGAAGCUUUUCCAACAUUUCAGAAAAUUAUGCCAGCUGCGAAAAGUAAUUUACUAAAGUGCUGUACUUGUGAGUAAUUUUCAGCACUUUUUAUCCCACAUUUCAAAUGAAAGCAUAAUACUUUCAAGCCCCUACAUAUUUUACAGCUUUACCAUGGUAAACUGUUAUAUUACAGGACUGUACAUCCGAAAAGACAUCCAAUAUAGUGUAUUGUAAGAAUUGUAAGUCUUUGCAAACCUUUAUGUUUAUGACUCUUUAUUUUAAAGUACAACCUCAGAAAGGUGUGUUUGACAUGUUUCAGACACCUGAGGUAUUUUUUAGAUCCACUAAACUUCUGAAAUGUUGAAUUUAAAAAAGAGUUGAAGGAACAAGGAUGUUAAAUAAAUUGGUAUUUCAGAAAAAAAAGAUGAGAGGUCUAUUAAAGGAGUUUUUUUUAACUGAGAAUGUUAGAUGCAAAUAAAGAAGCUAAAAUAACAUAACCUUAAAAUAGCUGCAGAAGACUAAAUGUUACUUACAUACAUGCAUCAGAAUGAACUUUUUGAGGAUGCAGUAGUAUUAUGUUAUCAAUCAAAUUAAUAAAUUAUUUUUAUACCUAUAGUUCUGCCAAUACUUACUUGAGGAGAGUUUGCAGGGAGCACUGUUGCUUAUGAUGAAGUGUUCAGACAUAGGUCUCUAUACACUAUUUAUAAAAAGGAUGUCAAUACGUCCUCUGCAGCAGCUAUUUUUACAUGUGAAACUGUACAUCAUAGUUCAUGAAAACUGUGGUAAAAAUGGGCAGCGUUAAUUAAAACAAAGCAAGGCCUCUCUGCGUAAGCUCUGUGUACGUUUGCCUGUGUGAAAACAGUGAUAUUGCCCUUUUUUGUUCUCUCUCUUGUGCUUUCUAUGUUGUGGAAAUAUUCAGUUAGAAUCUUUGAGUGAUUUCCUGUCAAAAAAAAUACAACCGUUUCCUGAGAGAUACACAAACCCACAUUUUGUGUGUGUGCGUGUGUGUGUGCGCGCACAUGUGUGUCCUUUAGAGAAAGAGGAAGACUGAGCAGCACACCAUAAAGGUUAGGGUUGAGAAAGAGCUGCUAUCGGUCUAGGUAAGAAAGAGAAAAAAUCAGAACGCUGGCUUGCAAAAGCUCAGACUCCCAGACAAACAUUUGAAACAGCAAGAGGUGGGUAUCAGAGCAGGCAGGACAGCUACUUCAGCCGUGUUUCCAGUGUAAAGCAAACACGGUACAGACAAAAAAGGCUUGCCUGAGGUAAAUUAAAAAAAAAAAAAGUUGAAGUGAAGGUAAAGAGAAAGAGAGAGAGUAGUUGGCAAUAAGGAGCAGAAGAAGAAGCAGAUCUGGAGAGACGCUGCAAUGGAAAAUUUGAAUAUCUACCAUGGACCCAUUGGUAAAGAAGAAGGGGAGCGGCGGCUGGCCCAGGACGGGCGAGAUGGGUGCUACCUGCUCCGCAACAGUGAUUCUGUGCCGGGUGUCUACUGCCUGUGUGUGCUGUGAGUAUACACACAGAUUGUGCAUCAUCAGUCUUUGUCCUCCCUCUUACUGGGACCUUUGUAAUCACAUCAACACAUAACUUUAUUUUCUGCUAUUACAGAGAUUAUUGAUCUCCUCACAUUUAAGAAAAAGCACAGAGGCAUAAACAAGCCGAGUGUCAACUGAAACCCCAAAAUGGGAUGGCCUUUUAUUUAGUGUGAAAUGUGAGUCCCACAGGAGCAAUAAUGGCAACAGCAGAAGCAAAUACUUAUUUCAUUAAACCGAAAGAUGAUCCCAGGGUCAAAGUCAUUUGUCUGUGUGUGUGUAUGUCUGCAGGAGCAGUGGAUACGUCUACACAUACAGGCUUCACCAGGACAACUCAGGGACCUGGGCGGCAGAGGUGACACAUUUUAUCAUGUUUCUUAUUCUUUGUUCAGAUUAAAACUUUACACCACCAGCAGAUUCCACCUCACUUUCAUUGGUGAUUGUUAGAUUCUCAAUGAAAGAUUAUUAGAUCUGAAGGUUGUUUGGGUGCUGGCUUAAUUAAGUAAACCUUUUUUUGUUAGGGCACAUUGCUUUCUCUGUAGCACUGACACCCUGCGUAUCCCCCUGAAACCUGACUUACAUUUAAGACACCACAGCAUCAGCAUACACUCCAGAGAUGGGAGUUGCAGAAUUGCAUUUGACAGCAUUUCUGAUGGGAUAUGUAAUUGAGCACUGAGGGCUGGCUAGCACCCUGAAAUGUGGAUGUACAGAAACAUCUGAAGGCUACGUCUUUCUCUGCGUGACAACUAAGCAAGAUGUUGUUGUAACUACAUUUCACCCUCGCUCAUCUUUACUGACAGCAUCAAGAGAACAGAUACAAGGUAAAGCUUUGAAUUACACGCAUUUCACUUCAAGCUCAAUAACAGUUUACAUUAUUCAUGCCCAAAAUCAAUCACUUUAAUGAAAUAUUCCAGGGAACAGAGGUAACACUUGUGGCCGGAGACAGAAACAACUAAAGUGCUUUGCUGUGGAAAGUGCUCCCUGCAUUUGAUUAAAUGAUUUCAAACUGCAUUCGAGGAGCAAGGUUUACCACACUUUCUUCUUGCAUGAUUGAUUGCAGAGAGUAAAGACAAAUACAAAGGCCUUACUGGGCAAAAUUAUAGCACUUUAAAAUAUCUGAUUCUCAAUGGUUUAGAGAUAAAAAAUGUUAAACAUACAGCUGUGAGUAAAAAGGAAAAUUGAUUUAAGAUGAAAAAUCACACUGAACUCUCUGGAAGGUCCUUGGCGCGCUUGAAAUUUCACUGACUCCUGAUGAAAAGGUACUUAAGUCAUAUUAGAGCUCCUUUUCAGCAGAAGAUAAAUUCUGAUUGACUUGUUUUAUUUUGAUUUUAACCUCAGCUGCUUUCUAAAUGUGAAUUAUUUCAGUUAUUUUCCCAGCCACAAUGGUGAUAAUGGGACACUUUCAGCAUUUGAGAUUUCACACAUGAAUCCUAAAAUAAAUGCUUUUUGUUGUGGUUGUUUAUUGAAAAAACAACCCAGGGGAGUGGACGCUUUCCGUGGUUACUGCGACCAGAACUUUCUAUUUUAGCUUUAAAACCCCUCGAGUCUUUGCUCCACGCUUUCAGAGUAGUUUUACAGCAAUUACAGAUUGACUUUCUCUUGCAUCAUCUUAUUUUUCUUUGUGUUCUUUUAUUUUGUUGAACAUGAGCUCAGCAUGGAUCAGUGGGCUAGAUAUAUAAAAGAAAUAACUGAUGAUUCCCAGCCCAUGCCUUAGCACUGUGCAUUUCUGGCUCCACUUUUAGCGUGUCUGAUGUCUUUUAUCAGGUGAAUCUGUGUGAGCUCAUUUCAAGCCAGUCCUGUCCUGUCCUCUUCAUUUCCCUGUAGGGUUUGAUGUGCAGACAGAGAUGGAAAAGCUGAAUUUAUUCUACCCUUUUCCUUGUGUUUCAGACCACUCCUGGUGUGCAGAAGCGAUAUUUCCGGCAAAUCAAGAACUUGAUAGCAACUUUCCAGAGGCCCGGACAAGGAAUUGCCAUGCCUCUGCUCUACCCUGUCACUGCUCAGAGACGGGCAUCAACACACACAGAGGCUCAGGCGCCCGGUAAUAGCCUGUCACCGACACACAGCAGCCCUGACUCUUACCUCCAGCAGGACCUGCCGCAUGGUGCUGCUCAGGGACAGAAAAACAGGAACAAGAAGGAGGUGCGGCAGGCUGUCGGUUAGGGGCAAUCCCAAAGCUCUCCGCUGACCUAAUUAUAAACAAAAACGCCGUCUCUGUGUGGUUCCCGCUGUUGCAUUUUUCACGCCAUGUGUGGAAUAAAAUGUCAUUUCUUUCCAAUUAAGCAGCUCCUGUUUGUUAAGUCCAAGUCAUUUCAGUUCUAGCAGUGCCUCAGAUCUGCUUCCAGUACCUCUUUUUUUUCUCUACAUGCAGCACAGAAAGGGUCUCAUAACUUUCAGAGAUUUGAUGUAAAAUAUUCAGCUGCUGAAACAUUAAUAUCUAUUACUGCAUUCCUACGUUGACAGCAAAUAUUGUGCUAUUCUCUUAAUGCAAUUUGGUUAUGUGACUGGCAAAGAAAAUAAAUGACAUUGGUUGAAAUAAACUCUUUC
Molecule: messenger RNA, 4876 nt
Organism: Xyrichtys novacula (pearly razorfish)
Lineage: Eukaryota; Metazoa; Chordata; Actinopteri; Labriformes; Labridae
Source: the annotation of a GenBank genome assembly